AUGCCCUCCCUCCCUCCCUCCCUCCCUCCCUCCCUCCCUCCCUCCCUCCCUCCCUCCCUCCUCCCUCCCUCCCCUCCUCCUCCUCCUCCCUCCUGUCCUCCUCCCUACCCUCUCCCCUCCCCUCCUCCUCUUCCUCCUCCUCCCUACCCUCUCCCCUCCUCCUCUUCCUCCUCCUCCCUACCCUCUCCCCUCCUCCUCUUCCUCCUCCUCCCUACCCUCUCUCCCCUCCUCUCUUCCCUCCUCCUCCUCCACCAUGUACAUGCAGCUCCUGUGUCUGAACCCUGUUUUACCUCCACACUAAUUACAUCUCCAUUCUGUCCCCUUCUCUCUCCUCAUCCUCCUCCAUCCUCCACCCUCCACACUCCUUCUCUUCUUCUCUCUUCUACUCAAUAGUGUUUCCUUCCCCAGAGCCCUCUGAUGUUUAAGGACCAGAUGCAGCAGGAUGUGAUCAUGGUGUUGAAGUUCCCUUCCAACUCCCCAGUGACCCACGUAGCAGCCAACACCCUGCCACACCUCUCUGUACCUGCCGCUGUCACCGUCACCUGCAGCAGACUGUUCGCUGUCAACCGCUGGCACAACACUGUCGGUGAGUGGACUACACACAGAGGCCAGCAAACACAGGGCAGAACACACAUAUGCACACACACACACACUCACAGGCCAGAACACACAUGCUCUUGUAAAACGAAUUGCGUGUUCCACCACGUGCUACCUACCACAGCAGGGGCCCUGUAAAACCCCUCCAUACCAACCUGUUCAGGUCUGUAGCAGCCUGGGUCUGUAGCAGACUGGGUCUGGAGCAGCCUGGGUCUGGAGCAGCCUGGGUCUGGAGCAGCCUAGGUCUGUAGCAGACUCGGUCUGGAGCAGCCUGGGUCUGGAGCAGCCUGGGUCUGGAGCAGCCUGGGUCUGGAGCAGCCUGGGUCUGUAGCAGACUCGGUCUGGAGCAGCCUGGGUCUGGAGCAGCCUGGGUCUGGAGCAGCCUGGGUCUGGAGCAGCCUGGGUCCGGAGCAGCCUGGGUCCGGAGCAGCCUGGGUCUGGAGCAGCCUGGGUCUGGACAAACUAGAGUUUGUCAGCGCCAUCUCCACAGUCAUUCAUGGUUGCAUCCCUAAUUGCACCCGAAUCCCUGUAUAGUCCACUUCAUUUGACCAGUGCCUUACCACUGCAUCAUAUCUACCCACACAGCUACACCCCUUGGUCAGGUGAAGAGAGUCUGAGUGCUUCCACAUGUUGGUCCUCAGGCAUGUGUGAACAACACUACCCACCAACACUCCAAGGAACACACACACACACACACACGCACGCAGGCGCACAAACACAUACACACAUAUAUGCACACACAAACGCAAACACACACACACCUACACACUUCUCAGAAACCAAACUCAACUCAGGGUCAAGCGUCACUGCAAAGCUUACUGGGAAAUUAGGCUGUGACUGCACCACAUUCUCCUCACACUUCCACAUCUAUCACCGGAGCACACACUCAUCACACACACACACGCACACACACCGAGUUGAGGACCAGAGUGGAGCCUUACAUUCUGUCGUUAAUGACCACAGCUGCAGCUCCAAUGUUUUUCUGUUGGAGAGAAGAAAAGUGUUCUGGGUUCCAACAAUAAUGAGCAGAAUACUAAGGGCUUCAUAUUCCCAGCAUGCUGUUGUGUUUCUGCCCUCCAGUCACCCUCCAGGGGAUCAUAGCUCUACUCAGCCUGACAGUCAGAAACUGAAAUCAAUAAGCUUCAUGGAAACCUUCAUGAACCAACCUCUGACCAUGGAGCAGGUGUGUGUGUGUGUGUGUGUGUGUGUGUGUAUGUGUGUGUGUGUGCACGCAUGUGUGCGUGCGUGAUAUACAUGUUUAAUGUAUGUGUGUGUGUGUUUCUAGGUUUGAGAGGAGCGCCAGGUUACUCCCUGGAACAGGCCCACCACCUGCCCAUAGAGAUGGACCCUCUGAUUGGUGAGUGUUACCCUGAGGACAGGCCAGACCAUUGUACUGAAUACUAACUAAGUUAUCCCUCUGUGUGUGUGUGUAGCCAACAACUCUGGGAGUAACAAGCGUCAGAUCACAGACCUGGUGGAUCAGAGCAUCCAGAUCAACACACACUGCUUCGUGGUUACCGCCGACAACCGCUACAUCCUGGUCUGUGGCUUCUGGGACAAGAGCUUCAGAGUCUACUCCACCGAGACAGGUAAUACUAACUACCAUGGUACUACUACUAUAGUACCACCAUAAUACUACUACUAUACUACUGUAAUACUAUACUACUGUAAUACUAUACUACUAGUAUAUUAUGCUGUACUACUUCCACACAGUAGGCCUACACACAUUGGUUUAUAUCAUAAUACUGUGUCUGUGCUGCAGGUAAGCUAACCCAGAUAGUGUUCGGCCACUGGGACGUGGUGACGUGUCUGGCCAGGUCAGAGAGCUACAUCGGGGGAGACUGCUACAUCGUGUCAGGGUCCAGAGACGAUACACUGCUACUGUGGUACUGGAGCGGACGACACCACAUCAUAGGAGACAACCCCAACAACAGUAAGUCAGAACACACACUCACAUGCGCACGCACGCGCACACACACACACACACACACACACACACACACACACAGACAGACAGAGACACACACACACACACACACACACACACACACACACACACACACACACACACACACAGACAGACAGAGACACACACACACACACACACACACACACACACACACACACACAGACAGACAGAGACACACACACACACACACACAGUGUAACAGUCCUGCCCAUGAUACUAGCCCAUAAAGACGCCAGUAUCUGCCAUCUGUCCAAGGGUAGAGAGAGGAAGCUCUUCAUAUCAGCUCAAAUGAAUUACAGCACCUCAUAGUGGAGCUGGGGUUUAUAAAGGUAGAUGAUUAUAUUAAAAGCAGCAUUCUUUGAUCAGCAGUGAAACUCCUGGUUUCCACUCUUGUUAUCGAAUAAUGGACAGAGACAGGGAGCAUGGCUGGUGCCAGAACGAAUCAGUUGGACAGCAUUUGAUUUCUAUAGGCUGACCGUUUUUUUCUCAAAAUGUUGUUAAUGUGUGUUAUAGUAAAGACCAUAGGCAGCUCGUGAGUUUCAAGUUUGCUGAAGCUUACAAUUUAUCCUACUAGUUCUACAUGUCUGCGUGUUAUAUUAUUUUUAUAUGCGCAUUUUCGUGGAACACCUUCACUUCAAUAAUAACGUUUUCGUUUCUCAAAAUUAUUGUCAUUUGGUUAAUCAUAAAAGUCUGAAUUAAAUGAAUAAAAAUCUAAAAGUAAAAAUGCAACUAAUGCAAGAGCACCAGCCUUUGCCAUAUGGACACAUUGAUACACUGUUAUCCAUUGGUGUCUAAAGAAAUUAGAGCAUGGAACUCAGAGAUAGCCUAUAGCCAAUGCAGCACUAGGCCAAUAACUUCCAUCAUCAACUAAGUAAAAUACACAGGCCUAAAGCUGACAAAUAAAAAACGGUAGAAAAUAUCCUGAUUGCAAUAAUCUUUCUACUCUGCCCGUCUAACUCCCUUUCUAUCUGUCUUGACUUGAGUUUUCACUAGUGAAGUGCAACGUUGUAUCAACUCAGCAGGUUGGCGUGCUCAGGCACGCGCUCUCCUGCAACGUUAUGAGAACAGAGAAACCACACAUAUACUCAUUGCUCACAUGGAGCACUCCAAACAAAAGACAAUGAAAAACUCCCAUUGGUUAUGAAAUAACCCAAAACUUGUUUCUCACAAGUGUAGCAAGUUGUGAACUCUGCAAACAACGUUUCCACUCCGAUAAUGAGAACGAAAAAUUACUGUAACACAUGCGUUAACAGAAAUGUAUGUAACCAAAUGACGGGGAUUAACAGUACAUUUACUAGGCCUACUGGUUACAUAUUUAAUGAGGAAUUGAUAAAAAAUAAACAAUCAAAGGGCAAACAAUUCACACAAUGAACAAUGAAUGUGCAAGAAUUGGCAGGAAACAGCGGAGCACAUUCUGGAGAGUUGAGUGCAUGCAUUCUGAAGAGACGCCCAUAUCUUCGCCACACACCUCCCCCUCUUCUUGUCUCAACAUAAAAAAUGAUACUCAAGACACAUUAUCUUCACACAUUUUAGAUGCUUUUCAAUGACAGCCGCAACUCAGUAAUCAGCUAGGCCUAUUGCCACGCGUGCUGCCCUAAUUGCUGGCUUCCAAAUAAGCAUAGGCUAUUCUUUUUUUAAAGAAGCUAAUGCUCCUCUGUGACUAAGUCAUGCUCUCUGGUAAAGUAUUUUGAAUUAUUUUAUUUAAACAGGAGUAAUUAUAUAAUUAUGGCAAAACAUAAAUUUACUUUAGGGCAAUCCAGCAUCCGAACAGCGCACCCGACAACUUUCCUUUCUAAUUUGCAAGUGGCUGAAACCAGAGAUCUGUAUAUAAUGACGAGAUGCUCAUGUCUCUGCCUUAACAAUGCGAGUCGUUGUCCCAAAGGCAGGAAUGCAGGCGACAAGUUUAGGUCUGCAUAUUAUGCCCAUAGAAACGCAUUGGGCUUAUUCAGGACAGAUUUUGGCGAGAGUGAGCUCUCUCGCUUCGCCUCUUCCUCUCUGGUAAAACUAGCGAGCGAAACAGCGCGGCUCUGUCUUACUAAAUGUAGCCCAUGUAUCUGAUGCUGUCUGUCCAGAAAAAGUAUAACAUGCCAUACUCCUUUCGUCCAGACAGCAUCAGAUACAUGGUCUACAUAUAUGGAGACAGAGGGGCGCUGUUUCGCUCACUCGGAUGCUAUAUCUGAGAUUGAUGCGUCUUUCUGUCGUCGCGCGUGUCGGUCAAAUAAAUUAUCAAUAUUUCAACAUUUUAUUUGGACGGGCAAGGAGGUAAGGUACGGCGGGCCAGGGCCCCUAGGCCCCGCCCAUAACGCUGGCCCUGACAGGGAGGAGCAUCUACUGUAUAUGCACCUAUAUGUGUGUGUGUUGCUUUCCAGUAAAAUACUCCAGAUGUCUUGCUAUUCAGUGUGAUUUGAUUUCUGCUGCUCUUCUCACUUAGUUCAUCAUACUCACUGAUUAUCUGUGUUCAAAACACCCACUUCACCAUUUGUAUGACUGGACAUAAUAACAGUGAGAGUGUGUGUGUGUAAGUGCAAGUGCGUGUUUGUAAGUAUACUGUGUUUGUGUGUACUGUGCAUGAACUGGUGUCACAUGGGGCUGUGGUUGAGGCUUUCUCACUAUCUUCACUGAAGCUAAUUAAGAAUUUCAGCUUAGUUUGUUCCAAUUAGUAGAGGGGGUCACGGCACUGUACUGCAGGAGAACACACAUACACCGCUUUCUGAACUGUACACCUUCCCUAGCAAAGGAAGGUUACUUCUAUGGAGAGAACUUCAACUAUUCACAUUCCAUAUCAAUCAAACCUGGUUGUUUGAUAUCAGUUUUCUCAGUGAAGGAAAAUUACACCAAAAAACUAUAUUUUUGUAUUUGUUUCAUUAGUCCAUUGUUGACAUAGUCCCAAAAAGUUUUGCUUGUCAGCAAUCAAGUUUUCAAGACAUGUAACUUUCAAAAUACAUAAAUCAUCAUAUGAUGCAAAACGCAGCAUCAUAUGAUGCAAAACGCAUCAUAUGGGGAUGAUAUUUAGUAAAUAUUUUCUUAACUCUUUCUUGAACUGCAUUGUUGGUAAAGGGCUUGUAAGUAAGCAUUUCACGGUAAGGUCUACACUUGUUGUAUUCGGCGCAUGUGACAAAUAACAUUUUAUUUGAUUUCUGUAUUUUGAAAGUUACAUAUCUUGAAAACUUGAUUGCUGACAAGCAAAACAUUUUGGAACUAUGUCAACAAUGGACUAAUGAAACAAAUACCAAAAUAUAGUUUUUAGGUGGAGUUUUCCUUUAAGCUGUUCAUCACUAUAGAUGAAACACAUAGUAGUCUUCAGUAGAUAAUAUUAUCUAUUUAGUUGUAUUAUUUAUAAAGCAGUUAAUCAUUAUCAGUUAUGAUACAAUUUUAAGAUUAAAGAUAAUACUGUUUGCCAGACUUCAGUGCACAGCACUCUAGUGGCUGUAGAAAUUAAUAGUUAGGAGAGUAUUAUAUUUGACAAAUUUGAAGAUGAUGUAACCCGCAGCAGGGAGAGAACAGUGCCCUCCAGUGUUGCAACUACAUCAGCCUGAGUCUGUCCUAAACACCUGGGGCCUCAUUUAUCAAAAGUGCGUGCACACAGAAAAUACUCUAAACCUUGCGUGCACCAGUUUUCCUGUGAAGGUUGGUUUUUAUCAAUUUUGAACUUGACGGGAAAGUUUGCGUAUCCACGCAAAUCUCAGACCAUGAAUAUACAUAACAUAUAGUGGUUGAUCAACUGUAUUGCAAGCAAAUAUUGUUAUUUUGAGGAAAAUUGAGGUGUUUGAUGAACAGGAAUUAUAAUAAUGGUAGGCUAAUAAAAACAUUAAAACAAAGGCCUGAUUAUAAAACAAAUGCAUUUACCAUUGGUAAGGAGAUCGCAUAGCAGCAUGUAGACUAAUGUGUUUAUUUUACUUUUAUCAUACAGUGCAUUCGGAAAGUAUUCAGACCCCUUGACUUUUUCUACAUUUUGUUACGUUAAAGCCUUAUUCUAAAAUUGAUUAAAUAAAUAGAAAUCAUCAUCAAUCUACAUACAAUACCCCACAAUGACUAAGUGAAAACAGGUUUGUAGAAUUUUUAGCAAAUGUAUUUAAAAAAAAAAAAAAUACCUUAUUUACUUAAGUAUUCAGACCCUUUGUUAUGAGACUCGAAAUUGAGCUUAGGUGCAUCCUGUUUCCAUUGAUCAUCCUUGAGAUGUUUCUACAACUUGAUUGGAGUCCACCUGUGGUAAAGUAAAUUGAUUGGACAUGAUUUGGAAAGGCACACACCUGUCUAUAUAAGGUCCCACAGUAGACAGUACAUGUCAGAGCAAAAACCAAGCCAUGAGGUUGAAGGAAUUGUCCGUAGAGCUCCGAGACAGGAUUGUGUUGAGGCACAGAUCUGGGGUAGGGUACCAAAAAAUGUCUGCAGCGUUGAAGGUCCCCAAGAACAGUGGCAUCCAUCAUUCUUAAAUGGAAGAAGUUUGGAACCACCAAGACUCUUCCUAGAGCUGACCGCCAAACUGAGAAAUCAGGGGAGAAGGGCCUUGGUCAGAGAGGUUACCAAGAACCCGAUGGUCACUCUGACAGAGCUCCAGAGUUCCUCAGUGGAGAUGGGAGAACCUUCGAGAAUGACAACCAUCUCUGCAGCACUCCACCGAUCAGGCCUUUAUGGUAGAGUGGCCAGACGGAAGCCACUCCUCAGUAAAAGGCACAUGACAGCCCGCUUGGAGUUUGCCAAAAGGCACCUAAAGACUCUCAGACCAUGAGAGACAAGAUUCUCUGGCCUGAAUGCCAAGCGUCACAUCUGGAAGAAACCUGGCACCAUCCCUAAGGUGAAGCAUGGUGGUGGCAGCAUCAUGCUGUGGGGAUGUUUUUCAGCAGCAGGGACUGGGAGACUAGUCAGGAUCGAGGGAAAGAUGAACGGAGCAAAGCACAGAGAAAUCCUUGAUGAAAACCUGCUCCCGAGCGCUCAGGAUCUCAGACUGGGGCGAAGGUGCACCUUCCAACAGGACAACGACCCUAAGCACACAGCCAAGACAAUGCAGGAGUGGCUUCGGGACAAGUCUCUGAAUGUCCUUGAGUGGCCCAGCCAAAGCCCGGACUUGAACCCAAUCGAACAUCUCUGGAGAGACCUGAAUAUAGCUGUGCAGCGACGCUCCCUAUCCAACCUGACAGCGAUUGAGAGGAUCUGCAGAGAAGAAUGGGAGAAACUCCCCAAAUACAGGUGUGCCAAGUGUGUAGUGUCAUACCCAAGAAGACUCUAGGCUGUAAUCGCUGCCAAUGGUGCUUCAACAAAGUACUGAGUAAAGGGUCUGAAUACUUAUGUAAAUGUAAUACAUAUUUUAUAAAUUUUCAAAUAAAAUUCUAAAAACCUGUUUUUGCUUUGUCAUUAUGGGGUAUUGUGUUUAGAUUGAUGAGGGGGAAAUAGCAAUUUAAUCAAUUUUAGAAUAAGGCUGUAACGUAACAAAAUGUGGAAAAAGUCAAGGGGUCUGAAUACUUUCCGUAUGCACUGUAAUAAUCAUAUUACAGGACAUGUAUCUCCAUUUCUAACAUGACUGGUUUAUUCACGCUACACAACAAAUAUUAGGCUACCAUUUAUCCAUUGCUCAUUUAAUAGCCAAACAUGCUCCAAAGUAAAUAGACUGGUAGCCUAUUUAAAUUUGACAGUAUGGGUAGGCUACAGUAUUGCUGUGCGAUAGGAGCGUGACAUCAUAGUCUAUUUAAAUCCAGAGCCUAUACCAAGGCAGGAGAUAAACAAACAUAUAUCUUUUUUUUCAUAGAAGUGUGCUCCAGCAUUUACUUUUAUAUUGUUUGAAUAAAUCAAACGUAGAAUGUGCUGCCAGUGUUUGGCAGUUGCUAUAGGCGGGAUGCAUUUUUGGUAAAAAAAAGUAACUGAAAAGAUUAAAACAUUCUGCCCACACCUCUACAUAAAUGUGAUCAUAUUUGCCAUUGCACUUUCUUUUAGAAACUGUUAUGAGUCAUGACCCAGUUCCAACAUCUCCAAAUCAUACAGCAAAUGAGGGCGUUUUUAUUACCAAAAAAGGUGAAUGGAGGACGUUUACCAGGUAAGGUUGUAACGCACAUUCGAGAGCUCACAAAUAUAGUAUGGCUCUGAUUUAUCAAUGAAAAAAAUUCAUAUAUUUUGCAUAUGACAGUUUGAUCAAUCCCAAUAAUUAGUUGCUCACGCAAAUCCUAGAAUCUCCACAUAUGCCAGAAUUUACGGAGAAAUUUACGCAUUUAAAUGAGGCCCCUAAUCAUUAAAAUUACUUUCAGCUCAAUACCCUCUGCCUCUCAGGCCCAACUCGGCCCAUACCACUGAAAUGUGAGGCAGUGUGGGGAGGUAGGGGUGGGGUGGUUGUGUUGUCUGGCUGAGGUGUCCCUAGGGGUUGGGGGGGGCUGAUUGAAUCUUUUAUAGGGCAGGUGAGCUGGAUGAGUCUGUGGUCUCUCUGGAGGCCUUCUUUGACACAUGUCCCAUCAGCCACCUCACCGCUGUCCUGGGACUGCCAGGUCUGCUCUGGUCCUACUCUCUAAGGGACUGGAGAAGAGAGAGGGGUGAAAAGGAGGAGAGGGGAGGAGAGGAGAGGAAAGAGGGAUGAGAGGAGAGAGAGAGGGAGGAGAGGAGAGGAAAGUGGGGGUGAGAGGAGAGAGGGGUGAAAGGGAAUAGAGGAGAGGAGAGGAGAGAGGGAUGAGAAGGGGAGAGACUCCAGGUGUCCAGGACCUCCCCUCAUUAACCUCUCCCCCAGCUGUCAUCAAUCAUGGGACAGUGUGAGGGGAGGGUGGUUGGGGAAGGGGGUGAUCUGUCGUCACAACAUUUAAAUGACAAUUAACCAGGGCCUCGCUGGCAGCAGCUGGGUGGGUGUCACUCUCACCAUGACUGUGGUCCGUUAUUUAUCAACAUAACAACACAUAUGAGUCCCGAUAAGUGCUCUUAGCUCAGUCAGUUCUUAGUUCAUUAAAUUAUUUUCAGUUGCUCCUGAUAAGUGCAUCCUCCAGUUAAGUGCACUCUGUUGCAACAAUCCCAAGCCAUUGUAUGUUGUUAUUAAUAAAACCCAACUGUUGUGUUGUGUUCCAGGUGACUACCCGGCACCGCGAGCUGUGCUGACCGGCCAUGACCAUGAGGUGGUGUGUGUCUCUGUGUGUGCCGAGCUGGGACUGGUCAUCAGUGGAGCCAAAGGUCAGCAGAGACAGCCUGAGUCCUCUAUUUCCUGUGUAGUGCACUUAUUUUGACCAGGGUCCAAGGACUCUGGUCCAAAGUAGUGUACUGUACUAAAGUUAAAUCUCCUUCAUCUAAUAAUAAUAAUUCAUCUUGUUUAUAAAGUGCUUUUCUCGCACCCAAGGCACUAUAGAAAAUAAGUACUAUAAAAUCGAAGUCACAGUAUUUAAAUAACAUAACUAUACACAAAGCAAUGGACAGACAGCAAACAGAGCUGUCAAAGAUGUGAAUCAGAGCUGGUAAAUCAGCAUCCUGGGCAUUUCUGUCAUCAUCAGCUGGCUCUGAGAACAGACUCUCUCUCUUUUCAGCUAGGAUCAGAAUGGAUAUAGUCAUAGCUAUUAGUUAUGGUACAUGGUUCUGGUAAGGUGAUGGUAAUGGUUAUGGUAUGUGAGUUGGCUGAUAGGACUGGAAUGUCACAUGCCACAGUACAUAAUUGACAUAUCUUAGUUAGGAGUGGAAUGUUGAGUAACAUUCUUAAAAUAGUGUGUGUGCAUGCAACCAUGCGUCCGUGCGUGUUAGUGUGUAACUCUAUCUUGCUCUCCCUCCAGAGGGUCCGUGUCUGGUCCACACUAUAACAGGGGAUCUGCUGCGGGCCCUGGAAGGCCCAGAUAACUGCCUGUGUCCCCGCCUCAUAUCUGUGUCUAGCGAGGGCCACUGUAUCAUCUGCUACGAGAGAGGACGCUUCUGUAACUUCAGCAUCAACGGAAAAUUACUGGCUCAGAUGGAGGUCAAUGACUCAACACGGGUAAGCCCACAGACACAGUAUGUGCCUAGUGAAAGUCAACACAUGCCUUGCACAGUCUUCACAUUUUACUGUCUUAAAAUUCAAUUUAAAAAAGGGAUUCAAUUUGGGGGGGGAGUUGGGGUUCUACCGAUCUACAGAACCUACUCCACAAUUUCAAAGUGAAAGAGAAUUAUAGAACAUUCUCCAAAUUAAUAAUAAUAUACAGUACCAGUCAAAAGUUUGGACACACCUACUCAUUCAAGGGUUUUUCUUAAUUUUUUACUAUUUUCUGCAUUGUAGAAUAAUAGUGAAGACAUCAAAACUAUGAAAUAACACAUAUGGAAUCAUGUAGUAACCAAAAAAGUGUUAAACAAAUCAAAAUAUAUUUUUGAUUCUUCAAAGUAGCCACCCUUUGCCUUGAUGACAGCUUUGCACACUCUUGGCAUUCUCUCAACCAGCUUCACCUGGAAUGCUUUUCCAACAGUCUUGAAGGAGUUCCCACAUAUGCUGAGCACUUGUUGGCUGCUUUUCCUUCACUCUGCGGUCCAACUCAUCCCAAACCAUCUAAAUUGGGUUGAGGUCGGAUGAUUGUGGAGGCCAGGUCAUCUGAUGCAGCACUCCAUCACUCUCCUUUUUCAAAUAGCCCUUACACAGCGUGGAGGUGUGUUGGGUCAUUGUCCUGUUGAAAAACAAAUGAUAGUCCCACUAAGCGCAAACCAGAUGGGAUGGCGUAUUGCUGCAGAAUGCUGUGGUAGCCAUGCUGGUUAAGUGUGACUUCAAUUCUAAAUAAAUCACAGACAGUGUCACCAGCAAAGCACCCCCACACCAUCACACCUCCUCCUCUAUGCGUCACGGUGGGAACUACACAUGUGGAGAUCAUCCGUUCACCCAAAACCCUUGAAUGAGUAGGUGUGUCCAAACUUUUGACUUGUACUGUAUAAUGUUUUUUAUUGCUCAAGCUCAGUCAAUUUGUUUGGGAGUCAUUGAUGGACAGCAAUAUUCAAACCUAGUACACUACAUAGGGCCUAGGGUCUAAAUGUCUAAAGUAGUGUACUACAUAGGGCCUAGGCUGUGAUUUGAGGUAGAUGUUAUGAUUAUUCUUUUUAUUUUGUAUUAUUAUAUAAUUAUUAUGAUGUGCUCCCUAGGCCAUUAUGCUGAGUAGUGAUGGACAGAACCUGGUGACGGGAGGAGACAACGGGGUGGUGGAGGUGUGGCAGGUCUGUGACUUCAAACAGCUCUACAUCUACCCAGGCUGUGAUGCUGGUGUCCGCGCCAUGGACCUCUCUCACGACCAGAGGUUAGUCCUGUUAGUCUUCCUAGUCAGGUUGCCUCUAAUACAGGAUCAAUGGCUUGUGUGUGUGUGUGUGGUUGUGGUUGUAGAGCGGUAUGUAGGCUGUAGAACACUGAAAGGGCCUUUGUGUUUCAUGCUUGUCAGGGUACAUUUGGGGAAACGGAACGUUCGCAGUUCAGUGAGCUUUCUUUUCUUUAAAUAGAACCAGUUGCCAUAGAGACAACGAAAUUGCAGUGAAAGGUUCUGAAAGCACUUGCCUUGGAGCAAUACACAAGCGUCACUUUCCUCACACACACAUACAUACAUACACAAACACACACACUCACUCACACACACAUACAUACACAGACAAACACACCACACACACACACACACACUCACUCACACACUCACACACACACAGACAAACACACACACCUAUUGUGUUGAUGUUAUUAAAGUAGAUUCAUGUUUGGGAAAUAACUAAGAAAUUACAAUAAGUUCAUGUAAUUAUUACUGGGUCAUAUAGAGGUACAUUGUGUUGAUGUAAAUACUGUAUUGUGUGUGUGUGCGACCCCCCCCCCCCCCCCCCCCCCCCCCCAGGACUCUCAUCACUGGCAUGGCAUCCGGUAGCAUUGUGGCGUUCAACAUUGACUUCAACCGGUGGCACUACGAACACCAGAACAGAUACUGA
This is a messenger RNA of Coregonus sp. 'balchen', 12430 nucleotides long. Lineage: Eukaryota; Metazoa; Chordata; Actinopteri; Salmoniformes; Salmonidae. The record is from the annotation of a GenBank genome assembly.